AUGCAGGCCGAAGACCUGGCGGACGUGCUGCGGGGCCUCGAAGAGGAGUUCGAGGCGGGCGAGAGGCUGGCCGAGGAGCGGGCGUGGUGCGCGCCGGUGCCGCGCGAAAGGGAGGUCAGGACGGAGGAGGUGCGGGCUAUUAAGUCGCAGCAGAGGAGCGCCGCGCGGGAGCGGGAGCGGGCCAUACAGGGCAUCCAGGGCUCCCAAGGCGGCGGGGCGGCGGCAGGAGUCGGGGCGGACCGCGGCGCGGCCCUCCGCGGGGUCAUGGGGGGAUUCGGCGAGGAUGACAUGGACGUGACGGCGGCCGACGGCGACCCAGACGUAGGCACGGCGGCGGGGAUGCGCGUGCGGCUCGGCCCGUCGAGCUCGUUCCUCGCCGCCGGCCGGGAGCUGGCCAAGGAGCUGACGCUGAACGAGAAGCAGUCGAUCGCCCUCCUCAUCGUCUGCCGGCAGCUCGACCAGGUCCGGCAGGCCAAUGAGGCAGGCGGCGACGGAGACGGGGAAGGUCAGCUCUGCCUGUUCAUCGGCGGCGAGGGCGGCACCGGCAAGUCGCGCGUCAUCGAGGCGCUCGUCGAGCUGCUCGCCCGGAGGGAGCUGUCGAGCCGGAUGCUAGUCACAGCGACGUCGGGCACGGCGGGCGGCCAGGCGGGAGGGGCGACCAAGGGGGUGGACGGCGUGCGGCUGCCGGGCGCGGGCGAGCGCUUCGUCGACGGCCGGUCGCGCAUGGACUGGCGGGAGAAGGAGGUGCUGGUGGUCGACGAGGUCAGCAUGCUCGGGGCGCGCACGCUAUACGCCGCCAACGAGCAGCUCUGCCGGCUGCGGGGGUCGGCGCGGGACUUCGGCGGCAUCCCGGUGGUGAUCUUCUGCGGCGACUUCCACCAGUUCCGGCCGGUGCAGGAGCGGUCGAUCCUGCUGCCGAGCGCGGCGGUGUCGUGGGACGAGGACAGGGCCUUCACGGCCGAGCAGCGGCGGCAGCACGACAAGGCGCACGCGCUCUGGCGGCGGUUCACGACGGUCACCAUGCUCGACGAGCAGAUGCGGGCCGCCGGCGACCCCGAGCUGCGGCGCCUGCUCGGGCGGAUCCGGCGGGGCGAGCAGGACCGGUCGGACCUCGAGCUGCUCAACUCGAGGUGCCACCGGCCCGGCAGGCGGAUCCCGUGGGAGACAGGCGUGACGGUGGUCACGCCGCUCAACCGGAACCGCUGGAACCUCAACCUCGAGGCGGCGCUCGCGUUCCGGGCGCGGCAGCGGACGGCGGCGCGCGUCUUCCUCCGAGCACAAGUGGAAGGACGCGCGACGCCGGUGCCGGCCGUCUUCGUCUUCGUGCCGGGCAUGCCGGUCGUCGUGAACCAGAACACGCACCAGGGGCUGAAGGUGCUGACGGUGCACUUCGGGCCGCCGGCGGGCAUCGUGCUGGCGUCGGAGACGACCAGGGACCUCCACUUCGUCGGGAUGCCGUCCGGGACGAUCCUGCUGACGCCCAUCACCGUCAAGAUCACGGCGCAGCGGAAGCGGCCCUGGCAGCGCAACGACGUCGGCCGGCGCGGCCUGCCGUGCGCCGCGGCCUUCGCCUGCACCGACUACAAGGUGCAGGGCGGGACGAUCGAGCGCGUCGCGCUCGAGCUGCGGGGGGCGAGGACGACGACGGUCGAGGGCAGGGCGGUGGCGUCGCCGUGCGACCCGUACAGCCUCUACGUGCAGCUCUCGCGGUGCCCGACGCUCGACGGCAUCAUGCUCGUAUCGGAGGUGCGGGAGCGGGACCUUAUAGGAACCGGGUGCCGGGAAAUGACAGCGGCGCAGGCCCGGCUAGAGGAGCUAAGCAAGCAGACAACACAGGAAGCAGGUAGCCUACUCCGCAGCUAA
Messenger RNA from Hirsutella rhossiliensis, 1863 nucleotides. RefSeq names its product PIF1-like helicase domain-containing protein. Gene Ontology annotation, biological process: telomere maintenance; DNA repair. Lineage: Eukaryota; Fungi; Ascomycota; Sordariomycetes; Hypocreales; Ophiocordycipitaceae. The transcript has 5 exons. The coding region runs from base 1 to 1863 and encodes 620 amino acids. Gene Ontology annotation, molecular function: DNA helicase activity. The record is from RefSeq and is a predicted model, not a curated record.